AAGACCUGGGGAGGUGGGCAGGGGCGAGGGGGUUCCAGCAUGACAGCAAGACAUCCCCCUGCCUAGUGAGCACCAGUGGGGGCCCCUGAGGGCAGGGGCACAGGGCUAGGAGAACCCAGGUUUGGGCUCUCUUUCAUGAGGCAGAAAAUCCUGAUGCUUCCAAAGUGCCCACAGGGAAACAGGGUGUUGGUCUGCAGAGUGCCCCCAUGUCUGAGCCUUGAGCCCUGGAGGGUGACAUCUCUGGGGUCCCUGGGGGAUGGGGGGACAAGAUGGAGGCUGAGCUGGUGGGGUGGGCAGGUCUCUCCUCAUUUUAGCCCCAGAGGAAAGGCUGUGGCCAAUUUGCAGGGGGAGAAGACUGAGGCCUGAGGGGUGGGCCUUGCUCCAGCGGAGGUGGGGGCUGGCCUGGAACUCCCUGGGCCCCAGCACGUGGACAGGGUGCACCCCAGUUCCCCAGCCGUUAUGGGGUUCAGCUCCCCCCUGGGGCCUGGAGAUGGCUUCCCCUCUCUUUCCUGCCCCUCAUCUCCUGGACAAGGAUGUCCAGGGCCCUUCCUGGCUGGGCCUCCCUGACCGUACUUCUGGCCAGCCCAGCACAAUGCCUGUUCCUUCCCUGGGCCUUCCCUCUAGCGGUCCCUGCACCCUGGCCUCUGCAUGACCAGGAAGGCUGGGGAGAGGGGGCGUUGUCCCACCCUGACCCCGCCGACCUCUCUGUCCCUGCUUCCUCCGCCUCCCGGGCUGGCCCUGGCCCAGGAAUGCACUCUGGUUCCUGGUUGAGCAAUGUCACUGUGGUUUGGGGAUCCGGUGGGGGUGGUGGGAGGUGCCCGCAGCCCUCCCCACCCCCCAAAGGUGCCCCAGUAGCCCCUCCAGCUCAGGCUGGCAGGGGCUUCGGACAGGGGGCCUGGCAGGCUCUGUGGCUGUGCGGGCACGUGCCUCAGUUUCUCUGCUGUGCCAGAAGGGGUAAAGAGACCUGGGGAGGGCAAAGCUCAGCUGGAAAGGAAGCUGGGAGAAUGUGGGGGCUCUGGGGGGCUCUGGGGGUGGGAGUCCAGCCCCUGCACCCUGUGCCUUGCUGAGUCUGGUCAAAGGGGGCACCUCGGGGGGCCCCCACUCUCCCAGCCACCUCCUAGCUGGGCACCCUGAGGCUUGGGCAGGGCAGGGUGCAGGCCGGUGCUCCCAGGAGAGGAGGCGCUGUCAGCUCAGGAAGAGGGAAGCAGACACGCCACCAGGGAUGGGCAGAGAUGCAGGUGGAAGGGAAGCCCACUCCCUGAGGCCCAGUGGCAUUUCCGGGACAGCAGGCCCCAGGGGUAGACAGUCCGGUGGGCACUGUGUGCCAAGGGCUGGACGCAGGCCCUGUCUGCAUUCCCCACACAGAAGUCUUGUCCUGGGCAUUUGGCAUUCCAGUCGCUUCCCCUGAGCAGACAGGAAAGCCAAGCCCCCUCCUGGUCACCCCUGGUCACCCCUUGCCACCCCCUGCCCUGGCUUCAGCUGAGCUGGGAGUUGAACUUGGGUCCUGAUUGACAUUGCCUUGGGUCCCCCUCCGUCUGCCUCUGGUCCCCUUUAACCCCAGUGUCCUCUGGCUCUGAGGAUGCUGCGGUGAGCUGCGGCUGGGCGGGGCCCCAUGAAGAGGAGGUGAGUUGGGGUUCUGCCCUGGCCCCCUGCCCCACUAAGCCUGAUCCAGGGGAGGGUCCUGGGCAGGCCUGCACUCUGCUGUCCUGGCUUUGCUGGGAACCGGGGAGCAGCCAUGGGGUCCUGGGAGCCCUGCACCCCAGCUUCCCCCGGGAAGCCAAGCAGGCACCAAGUCCUCACACACAGGACGGGACAGGGUAGCCCUGGGCAUUGGCAGCCGGUGGGAGGGGUGAUUGUACCAAGGCUUUCAGGGGACAGGCGGUGGGAACAGCAGUGAGGGAGUUAACGGCCACCGCUGACUCCUCUCUGGCAGGAAAAACUCCCCAUAGACGCCCUGCUGCCUGGCGUCUUGCCAGGGCCAAGACGGGCUGAAAACUGGAAGUCCAGGCGGGUGGCCAGCUCUGCCUCUGAGGCGGGCGCUGGAGGAAGGCAGCAGCCCCGCUGCCAGCCGCCCGUCCACAUUCCCACCUGUCUGCCUGGCUGCCCGCUGUUCGCCUGGAAACCUGUCUGUCUAUCCAUCUGUAAUCCUGACUCUGUCCACUUGUCCAUCUGACCUUCCUUCUCUGUCCAGCCAUCUGGCUGUCAAUCCAUUUGUUUGUCUCUGGCUCCGGUCUAUCUGUCCAUCUGUCCCAUCAUCUGUGAGUCCAUCUGCUCACCUUGUUGUCCAUUCAUCCACCUGUCUCUCUGUAUAUCUCCGCCCACUGGUCUGUGUGCCCACUUACCUCCUCUCUCCCCCGGGGCCACAGAGCCAUGGCCCAGGGCCACGGGGCCACGAUCAGCAUGGUCCUGCUGGGGCUGGGGCUGGCACUGGCCAUCAUUGUGCCUAUCGUGGUCGUCUCUUGGCACCGCGUCCACUGUGGCCCCCAGGCCUUUGCCCAUGCUGCGGUUGCUGCGGACUCUAAAAUCUGCUCGGACAUUGGACGAGCCAUCCUCCAGCAGCACGGCUCACCCGUGGAUGCCACCAUCGCGGCUCUGGUCUGCACCGGGGUUGUCAACCCCCAGAGCAUGGGCCUGGGUGGAGGGGUCAUCUUCACUAUCUACAAUGCGUCCACAGGGAAGGUGGAGGUCAUCAACGCCAGGGAGACGGUACCUGCCAGCCACGUCCCGGGUCUGCUGGACCAGUGCAAGCAGGCCCAGCCUCUGGGCACAGGUGCCCAGUGGAUCGGGGUACCUGGGGAGCUCCGUGGCUACGCUGAGGCGCACCGCCGCCACGGCCGCCUGCCCUGGGCACAGCUCUUCGGGCCCACCAUCGCACUGCUCCGGGGGGGCCUCCGCGUGCCCCGCGUCCUGAGCCGCUUCCUGCACAGCAGCUACCUGCGCCCUUCCCUGCACGCAUCAUCCCUGAGGCAGCUCUUCUUCAAUGGGACGGAACCCCUGAGUCCUCACGACCCGCUCCCGUGGCCCGCGCUGGCCGCCACCCUGGAGACCGUGGCUGCGGAAGGCGCAGAGGCCCUCUACACAGGGAAGCUGGGCCAGAUACUGCUGGAGGACGUUGCCAAGGAAGGCAGCCAGUUGACCCCGCAGGACCUGGCAUCAUUCCGGCCUGAGGUGGUGGAUGCCCUGGAGGUGGCCCUGGGGAACUACACCCUGUACUCACCGCCACCGCCUGCAGGGGGCGCGAUUCUCAGCUUUGUCCUCAACGUGCUCAAAGGGUUCAACUUUUCCGCGGAGUCGGUGGCCAGGCCCGAGGGGAGGGUGAACUUGUACCAUCACCUCGUGGAGACGCUCAAGUUUGCUAGGGGGCAGAGGUGGCGGCUGUGGGACCCUCGAAGCCACCCGGAGGUCCAGAACGCCUCCCAGGACCUGCUGGGGGAGGCUCUGGCCCAGCAUAUCCACCAGCAGAUCGACAGCCGGGGUGACCACCAGCUCAGCCACUACAGCCUGGCCGGGACCUGGAGCCACAGGAUGGGCACAGCCCACGUGUCCGUGCUGGGGGAGGAUGGCAGUGCUGUGUCCGCCACCAGCACCAUCAAUACGCCGUUUGGAGCCAUGGUGUACUCACCGCGCACGGGCAUCCUCCUCAACAACGAGCUCCUGGACCUGUGCUGGAGGCACCCGCGGGGCUCCGGAGUCACCCCCCCUCCUGUUCCAGGCGAGCGGCCCCCGUCAUCCAUGGUCCCCUCCAUCUUGGUCAACGCAGCCCAGGGGUCGAAGCUGGUGAUUGGCGGGGCUGGCGGGGAGCUCAUCAUCUCUGCUGUGGCCCAGGCCAUCAUGAACAAGCUGUGGCUGGGCCUUGACCUGCAAGCUGCCAUUGCGGCCCCCAUCCUGCACGUAGACGGCAAGGGCCGGGUAGAGUACGAGCCCAGCUUCAGCCAGAAGCCCUUGGACUCCUUGCUUAUCACGUUGAGGCCCCUGGUGUCCUUGAUCCAGGACAGAAGUGAACCUGCAUCUCAGCUUCCUUCUCGUCCGGGCGAUGUCCUCCUGUCAUAUCCCCUGGAGCCCAGGCUUCUCCUCUGGGGCCUUUGGAGUGGGAGGCCGUAGACUCCAUGCCUGCAGACCAGGCUGCAUCCAGCGCCCCUCUGUCCUCUCCCAGACCGCCCCUGCCAGUCCUGCCUCCUCGGCCAGGGUCCUCAGCUCCCUGCCCGGGUCCCAGCCCCUCCAUGACCAGCCUUCUCUGCUCUCCAGGAGGUGAAGAAGGGGCUCCAGUACCGGGGCCAGAACCAGACCGAGAGGCCUGUUUUCCUGAACGUGGUCCAGGCCGUGUCCCAGGACGGGG
This is a messenger RNA of Balaenoptera musculus (blue whale), 4336 nucleotides long. RefSeq names its product gamma-glutamyltransferase 5 (gene GGT5). Gene Ontology annotation, cellular component: plasma membrane. Gene Ontology annotation, biological process: glutathione catabolic process; inflammatory response; leukotriene D4 biosynthetic process. The transcript is spliced from 12 exons. Lineage: Eukaryota; Metazoa; Chordata; Mammalia; Artiodactyla; Balaenopteridae. Bases 2371 to 4101 code for a protein of 576 amino acids. The record is from RefSeq and is a predicted model, not a curated record. Gene Ontology annotation, molecular function: leukotriene-C(4) hydrolase activity; glutathione gamma-glutamate hydrolase.